Molecule: messenger RNA, 3783 nt
Organism: Cladocopium goreaui
Lineage: Eukaryota; Dinophyceae; Suessiales; Symbiodiniaceae
Source: the annotation of a GenBank genome assembly
AUGCGGCCCAUGUCCGCCAAAGAGUUGCGGGAGGGCGGCGAGGUCUGCGUGGACGUCAUCGGGCCGAAAGCCGAGGUGGUUCUACAACGUGAAGGUUUCCAAGACAAAUCCUUUACCUUUGACCAUGCAUUUGGUUCAGACUCAAGUCAAGUACAAGUCUUCAGAUCUUUGGGCAUCCAAUUGCUGGACAAAGCCUUCUCAGGAUACAACGCCACCAUCUUUGCCUAUGGCCAAACCGGGUCCGGCAAGACCCACACCAUGAUGGCAGAUCGCAAUACCGGCGAAGAUGCGGGGCUGAUUCCCAGGAUUUCCGAGGGGCUCUUUGACCGUGGCGUGUCAAAAGAUCUGUAUGGAGUUAUGGAGUAUCGGGAAUCCAACCUCGCAAUGACCACUGAACCACCAAAUUGGCGUCUCCCAGCCGGAAGCCCCUUGGAGAUGGAAGGGUUGGAGGUGAGCUUCCAGGGCCCAAAGAGUUGGAUGGUUUUAGAUCGGAUCCCGAGGUUUCUGAUCUGUUGUUCUUUCCUGGAGAUCUACAACGAGAUCGUCUUCGAUCUGUUACAACCCAAAGGUACUGCCAUGCCAGCGGGUGGACUCGAGAUUCGAGAAGCCAAGGGUAUGGGAGUUUAUGUCAAGGACUUGCAGGAGAUCGUGGUGGACACCGCAGAGCGAUUACAGCAUUUGAUCAACAAAGGCUUUGCUCAUCGGGCCACAGCUGCGACGCAGAUGAAUGCCACUAGCAGCCGGUCGCACUGCAUUUUCACCAUCAAACUCCAUCAGAAGGACGAUCAUGUGAGCGCCAACAACAACUUCUCGAAGAUGAAUUUGGUGGACUUGGCAGGCUCCGAGCGCGCCUCGCGCACCGGCGCGGAGGGCUCCACCCUGAAGGAGGGUGCGAACAUCAACAAGAGCCUGUCUGCUUUGGGGAACGUGAUCAAUUCCUUGAGCAAAUUGGCGGCUGGAAAUAAGAAGGUCUUCAUCCCCUAUCGAAACUCCAAACUGACACGAGUGCUUCAGGAGUCGCUGGGUGGCAAUGCGCUCACCACCAUGAUGGCGGCCAUCUCCCCAGCAAAGACCAACUGUGAGGAAACGCUUUCCACCUUGAACUAUGCGGCUCGGGCAAAGACCAUCAAGCUCAAUGCGCAGUGUAAGAACGAGGAGGCCGAGCAUUUGUCCAAGUUGGAGGAGGAGGUAGAAAUGCUUCGAGCGAAGUUAGCAGAGGCUGAAGGGGCGAAGAUCGAAAUCGACACCAGUCGCUAUCAGGAGCAGAUCGCUGAGAUGGAACGUUUCAUGAAGCAAACGUGGGAAGACAAGGAACGUGACACGCAGAAGCACGAGGAAGAACGGCGGGCUUUGGAACAGGAAGCAUUGCGCAUUGCCGAGCGUGCCAACGCGGAACACCAAAGGAGAUUGAAGUUAUUGGAAGACAACGGCGAUUUGGAGCUCACCCUCCAGGAGUUGAUGAGUUUGGGCGGCGAAGCCUUCUCCACGUGGCAAUCGCAAAUCACCGACAUCCUGGAAAAGGAGCAGAAGGUGACGAUGCAAUGCCGCGCUGUGGCUGUUUGCAAGGACGCGGCCCUACAUGAUGUGGACACCUGGCUGGAACGUGCGCAAAGCGACGAAGCUGACACUGCGGGUGACAGGAUGCUGCUGUCCCAAGCGGAGAAGAAGGUCGCCUCGAUGUCCCGGGAAUUGGACGUGCUCACUGCAGCUGAGAGGCAACUGGAAGCAGCCAUUGCCUACUUCCUGCCUCUACUGCGGCAAGUGGCAGCCAAAGUGAAGUUGGUGCAGGAUGAUGAACCCAAAGAUGCGAAGCAAACUGAGCAGGAACAAAUUCUUGCUCUAAUGGUUCGUCAGAUGGAUGGUCACCGGGCAAGCGCUUGGAACAAGAUCGCUGAGGAUCAUCGAAACUUGGGCAACUUCGUGGAGAAAAUUCAGGGCUUCCUACGCUGUGCACAGAUGGAUGAGAAGGCAAAGGCGCCCUUGCUGAAGGAUAUGAAAGCCUUCGAGGCUCAAAGUCAUAACGGUCCAGGGCAGGAGGCCUGCAUCGCGCAGGGCAUUCCCAUGGGCAUGGCAUCCGAACAUCUCACGGAAAAGCACAUCAAGGUCACUUCCAACGCGCCUGCGGCGUGUUGUGCACGGCUCUUGGGCGGAACACAGAAGGCCAGCAGCGCCUUUGGUGGCUGGACGCCCAACGCGGACACCAAAGGUGAAUAUAUCCAGCUGGACCUUUGCAACUCGGUGGUUUCUGGGUUAUCCAUCCAAGGGCGACGGCCCGUCUCAGGCAGCCCAGACCAGACUGGCCCUUUGUUGGAGAAACUCCUGGAAUCCUCUGAUCCGCGACCCCCAGGGCGACUCUAUAAGCGUCCACCAGUGCGGCUUAUCCAUGAUGUGUUCAUGAUCGCCCACGCACGGUUUCAUGCCCUAGAUCCCGGUGAACCCAAUUUCAGCCCGUCGCACUUGGACUACGACCAGCUGAACAAAGCGGACCGCUCGGCCAAGGUUGAAUUCUUUGAUCUUCUCCUAUCACGUCUGAAACAAGCUCUGGAAGCCAAGUCCUGGACGAUUCCGCCCCUGAAGUUGACUGCUUCAGACAUCCUGGGCGGUAAGAACACGGUGGAGAGCAACCGCAUGCUGCAGUUGCUUUGCUACUUGGCUCUUCAAAAGAAGAUGGAGACGGAAGAGGACACAGCGGGUAUUUUCAAGCUGGAAGAGCAAUGGGUCACCAAAUUUACCCUCUCCUUCAGCCCUGAUGGAAAGAGUUGGGCCCCAAUGAUGUCUGAGGGCGACAAGCCCAAGGUGCGGGUCUUUGAAGGUCCUGGUAACGGCCAGGAGGUGAAAUACCUCUCCCUGUGGGCCCCAAUGCUGAAGCCAAUCCGUUUCCUUCGACUCACUCCCACAGAAUGGCACGCACAUCCAGGCCUGCGCUUGGAAGUCUUCGGCUUCACGGAGGGAUGCACAUCAGCUGCCCUGACAGAACCACAAGGGCGGCUGGAUGUGGUGCAGAAGCAAACCACCUUGAUGCGGCGCUGCCUGGCGGCGGCGAGCACCUGGGCGACAGAGAAGUGGCGACAGCUGCAGCGGGAAGAGGAGGAGAAGAGUUUACAGGCUCUAGCUGCCAAGUCACAAGUGGAACAACAGCUUCAGGAUGCGCUGAACCAGAUCAAAAAGUUGAGAAAGGAGAACCAGGACAUGGAGCACCAGAUCACGGAACAAGAACAGAAACUGGUGGAUGCAGACACGGAGAAACUACGCCUGACCGUUGAACGGGAGAAGACGGAAGUUCAGGUGAAAGCUUUGGAAGACAAAUUGACAAACAGCAGUGAAAAUGUCCAUGAAGCCACUGGCAAAGUCAGGGAGCUGGAGGACAAAACCGAAGAGAUGCAAAGCACUGUGCAGGACUUGCAGCAACAGCUGAGUGUGCUGACGGAAGAACGAGAUUUGGCACGCGAUUCAGAGGAAGAACUGUGGGAACUUCUCAAUGAGAAGGAAGAUCAGUUGAUGGACACCAAUCAAGGAUAUGUGAAUCUGACGGACCAGUUAAACGAAAUGAGAGAAGAACUGGAAGAGAAGAUCGACGAGCAGGCGCAGCUCAUGGAGGAAUUGGGGGAGCGAAAUCAGCUGCUCAUGGACGAGACGAUGAAGUUGAGAGAAGAAUUGGCCAAGUAUCGGCAAGCACCAGCUGUGGCUCAUGUGGAUGUGCCAAAUUUGUUGUCCUCAAUUGCCGCCACGGGCAAAGCCGUUCAGGGCCUGCCAUCCGAUGGCACUGAGGAGUCAACUGCCUAG